AAUCUAUUCAGCUAAAACCUGACAACGUCCAUAUACAGAGAGUAUUGCUCUGAGUUGCAGCACAUUUAGCUGGACAGGUAAUUUAAUUUAACAGAAAAGCCCCCAGACAUCCAGCUGCAGGUGCAUGGGACUCUGCAAUACGGGAUGCUCUGCACCCUGACAGCUCCCCUCUGCCUGGUUAAUAAAUCCCUUUAUUUAACCUUGAAGGAGGGUGUGUGAGAUGUAAACAAUUUAUUUACCAGAUUUCUUCCCUUUUCUCUCUGCAUGACAAUCGUUUCAAAACAGUGGCAACACUACAGCAGGAGAGGAGUAUUCAAGCUGAGCCGAUCCGUGCCUCCAGGAGGAAGGUCUCUGCCUUGAUUGGAGAACAAAGAAAGAAACAUUUAUCUUUCCACGCAACAAAAGAAUAAAAACAACAAGGGGAUAGAAUCUAACAUUGACAGAGAACUGGGAAGAGGUCGGAGCUGAGACAGGAGCGGGUAAGUGGCAUUUUAAACUGCAUUGUGCAUUUCACAAAACAUUAUUUGUUAGCUAACAAUGUAAAACAAAAACAAAAUUAUUAUUUUUAGGGACACUUUUUUUAUACCAUGUAAAGAAUUCCAGGAUAAAAAAAAAAAAAAAAAAGUUACAAACCCCCCCCACCCCCCAAAAAAAACUUUUCGCAACUUGUAAAGUCGAUUAUUAUGCGUGAUCACAAGAAUUUGUACUGAAAGACUUAUUAACCACCUGACAGUAGAAAACCAAACCAAUUAUGGAACAUUAUGAAACCAAUAUUACAUAUUUUAAAAUAAAAUUUAAAUAAUAAAAAUAUUCUCUGCCCAGGGCAAGAGCAAUUAAAGAAAGCUUUGAGAAACUGUUGCCAAUCGUGUUUGUUAAAGCUCUGCUUUCCGUAAAUAUUGUUGAACACGUGUUGGUUCUUUGUCUGCUGGGUUUUUCCAAAUUAUCAAUCAAAUAAUUUCUCCCCCUCCCAGUAACCAUUCUGCCUAAAUCUGCCUAAACAAUACUGGCCAGAUACUCUGAUCUUGCGCCUAAUUCGGGGAGAGAAAGGUCAAAAAUAACAAUAUUAGCAUUUAAAUAAAAAGCAGAAGUAUGGAUCAUUUAUAAGCUGUAAAGACAAACUUAGCAGCAAGACAGAAUUAUUACAACAAUUGUAAUGUUGGGAGCCAUAGCUACAGACACUUUUGGGAUUUAUUCAGCUUUACCACAGUGCAGGUACCUCUCCCAACCCAGGUGCUCCUGCUAAUUAGUGAUAAGUAUGCAAUGCCUUUAAUACCUUAAGUGAGCUCAGUCCCUCACACUCACUAACAGGGUUAUUUACAAAAGUGUCAGUUUUCAGAAAUUCAAUACAAAUUUCACAUUCUAAGUCGAGCAGCCAAACUGGGGAAAAACACCUAGGACUUCGAGACUUUCCAUUUUAGGUAUUGUGGCCUAAAAUCUGAAAAUCACACAGAAAUACUCCCAGAUCAAAGUUUAGCGAAUAACUCUUAAAAGUCUGAAUUCAAAGUGAAUUUCUAAUUUUAGUCCAUACUGGGGAAACUCUCCAAAUCCGCUAUGUUUUCAGUUCUGCUCUUUUGACCUCAAAUUUAAAAUUUUGCUUUGAAUUCCUUACAAUCAAGAAUUUACACUUUAGUCAAUAAUUAUUAUAGCUCAAACACCCAGCUUUGUAUGUCUGAAUUGCUGACAAUGCACACCUUGGGAGUAAUAACCCAGUAAGUAAUUAGAACGAUAAUUACUAAACUGACACACGCAUUACAUUCAUAUAAUCAGAAGUAGUUUAAUCCAUUUAAUAAUGUAUUGUAAAUAUGUAAUUAAAUAAAACUAAUACUAACCUUUGUGCGAACACUAGAAUAUUACACAAUAUACAUAUAUUACAGCAUAAAAUAAACACAUUGAAAUUUGCACAACCUUCCCACGUGCAAAUCUCACAUAGAACCGAAAGAACACUUGAUAUGUGAUUUUAGAUUGCAUGACUGUCACGGGUGGCAGUCUGAAGACCAGCACCCCUGAGUGCCUGAUGAUGGGAGUCUUAGCGUGGAAAUGGACUAUCAAGACCUGGUGCAGGGUAACCACAUGCCCCCUGGUUUUGAGCACCAGCAUUUGUGCGGCCACAUACCAGGGGCCUGAUGCAGCUUCUGCGGAUCCCUCCGCAGAAAAAAAACAGGAUGUGACAAUGACAUCCCGUUCACGGUAAAUCCAUAUUUAGUGCUGUAAAUAAAUAACGGAUAUUGGCAGUAUUUAACGAAUCAUAACAGCUCACUCACACUGUCCUGCGCCUAUAUAUCGGCUCAAAUAUUACACCAUAACCUAAAGCACUUGGCAUAAAACUUUUCCUUUCUGUAUCUCCUACAACAGAUGCAAGAAAGAUAGAAUGAAUACGAUGUCACAUAAAACGUUAAUACAAAUCAAAAUUAAAAGGGAGGUUUUUUUUUUUUUUAAAUGCACUGAUGGUAACGGAGGGAAGUGUUGGGGAUCGAGAGGAGAGAAGGAAGAAGAUGGUCACGUCAGUCGGCAGCACAAAAUAUGCACAUAAUUGACAUUUAGUUGACAUUUUAGAUCAGUCCUGUCCAGGUGCACUGUGCUACAGUUAAACGCCUCAUUGCUUUGUUUUAAUCUUACAGAUGGUACAGUCUUUAGGGCUUGGUGUCAGAAAAAGAAAUGGAGAGUCGCCUGGCCCAGCUGCUGUCCCCACUACCGCAUGUGGUACAGCAAGGGGUAGAGGAGAUUAUGAACGAGGCCCAGGUACACCGGAAGCAGCUGCUGGAUGCUCUGUUAAGAGACACAAGGUGCAGCCAGUACCUAACCACGCUGGGUAAACUGCUGCUGGCCUCGGACCUCAGGUAAGGUAUAAACACACCUCUCGUAUAGCUGCACAACACAGACAAACGUGACUGUCUGACACACUGUAAAUAAUAAGAUACAUUAGGAAGUGUCACAAGAGACCAACCACAAGAGUAACUAACUUACAGUUACUGAGUUUUCUUUGUUGAGUUUUUGUGCAGCAGUUAAGUCAUAUGUAUCCUUCUAACUUACUGGUUGCCAGUACGUGUACAAUGUACUGGUGCACGAACUGUCUCUGAAAACAUUCAAAUCAAGGUACAAAACCUCCAGGUAACACAGCAUUGUUGAAUUACGCUGAUCAGAUAAGGAGCAGCCUGGUUAUUAUUAGGGGAGGCGAGGUUGACCCCAGAGAGAACACUUAAUAAACAAACACUCAGGAAAUCUCACCAAGAAGUUGACCCAAGGAGGGAGUGCAUUAUGAAACAGCAGAACCCAAUGUGUAUGGAUCACGGCAAAGCGACGAUCAGGAUGGAUCUGCUGAGUAAACACAUCCUUUAACUUGCAUGACAGACACUCAGCAACCGAGCCUUAAAUAAAUUGUAGGUUAAAUAACAUGUAUAGCAAAGUAAACAGGGCAAGCCAAUGGGCAGGCGGAAAGACUUGCCAAGUGCUGCCAACACUUAACAUUGAUAGUCACGCCGGCUUACAUAAAAAGGAUUGGACAUUAAGAUGUAAAGUAGCAAACUGUGCUGUUUGAGAGGCACAACAUUGAGUGACAACGACGCUUUGAACUCACCACAGAAUGUUGGUUACUAGUAAAACAACCUGCAGAGAGAAAGGGGUUUUGGGUGCAAAUAAAAAGAGGUAAAUAGGUAAUCGCUAGGAGAUAUCCACGCUACGGCAAUGUAGCUACUAUAGACUACAUUUUCCAUCAUUCCCAGUCACCAGCAUUUCCAGCCUAACGUUACAGAUUACAUUGCAUUGGUAUAGCUCUGAUUUCCCCACACAGGUCCUUUAUACUACAGCGUGCUGUGUAUGUUCAGCUUGAGGCCUUAUACCAUGCGCCAUGCGUUCGUUGUCACUGUGGUAGAAUCCCACGUCAACACACAGCACAGGGCGAGAACUAGAUCUUACAGAAUCGACGAUGUGACCUAGGGGACAAUUCGCAGAGAUCAAUCUCGCGAGAAGUAUUUUGAAAUGGCCCGAUUUUCAUGCAGACGUAUUUCACACACCAUGAUGGCCCUCUAUAAAGCAAAAUUCUAAGGCAAACGUGGCGCAAUCACUAGGAAAAUCGACAUCCCUCAUUCUGCAGAUGGAGCAGGGGAGGUUAGAAUUAAGAAGGGCAUGGGGCUGUUUCACAGAAAAAUUGGAAGGAUGUGGGACCUGCUAACAAUUAAAAUAUGUCUUCUAAGUUCCAAGUCAGGUCAGCAUUAAAAAUGUAAUGUACCGGCUGAAGGUGAAAUUCCAGCAAACAAAUUUUAGAUGUUAUCUCUGAACUGGAUGCAGGUGUCAACUCCUACAAUGCUCAGAACUCCUUGCGCAUGCAAGCACGCUAUCCAUUAUCUGACACCAUGCACAGCAUGCAAAAGGUCGCACCUACUGCAACCAUAAUAUCUGCAGGAUUUCCAGCGUUACGGCAAAGACACAGACGUUUAAACUAAAAGUGUUUCUUAAUAAUUUUUCUAUGUGUUUCAAUGUAAUGCAUUUUCAAAACACACAACACAGGCAUAAACUGCUUCACGCCAUUAAGAUCGAAGUUCACAGAUCUCACAGAAUGGAACUGUCAGACAUUGAUGGUCUCUCUCCAGAUUUGCAUGAACGGGAAAUAAAAACAGAGACAGACUAACUUUGUUCUGUGUUUAUUAAAACCCCACUAGAUACUCUGUCAAAGGUCACUAAACCGUAUAUUCCAGUACAAUAGCAAUCAGGUGAAUAGAGUUUAUUGUGUCUUGGUCACAGCGAAGCACUUUUUAAACAAAUAAAGAUCCUACAACCAACACAUUGAUCACAGCUCUAGGAUUCCGAGAGUCUAGUGGUAUUCUUGUUCGGAGUAACCAUUUAGGAGGAGAUUAGCUGAAGGCUCUGUGUACGCUAAGAGCUGCACGUCAAUAACAAGCCCUUUUUUUCUGCUUAUCUCCAUAUUGACAAGGCUCAUGUCGGGGAGGGGGCCAAGUAAUCCACGUGCUGGCAGGCUCCAGACUGGCUUGGUUUAGUUACAACCGUUACCCAGCAACCGAUGAUCCAAAACGGGCUUGUGGUGUUUACAGGACGUACUGCUGAGCUUUGUGCCAACAUUGGAGGGGGCGCACCCCUCCUGCACACACAUCCAUCACCACCAAGUGACUCCCACAAGUACAGCUAUACAUCUGAACUUCACAAAACAAACACACAUUUAAAGGACAACUGUACUCACACAAUAUUUAAUAAAAUAAGCCUUUCAUCACAUUUUCAAAUAAAAUUGUAUUUUUUUAAAAUGAAGUAUAUGUUAAAAAAAAAAAAAAAGACAAAAGCUCAUCCCUGCCUUUAGUCUAUGACGACGUAUAUAGCUUCAGCCAUAUACGUACACCUCGGGUCGGACAGUGCUUGAAAACUGACAGUUAGUCUCUAUGGUCUUUCCUGUCUCUGUGGAGGGAGUGAAGCAAGGAAAACCAUAAAGACUAACUGACCGUUUGUCUGACCCAAGGUGUAUGUCUAUGGCUGUAGGAUCCCGUCAUAUACUAAUGUGAGGAAUGGGGUUCUCUCUUUUUUUACAUUUACUUUAAUUUUAAAAAAAAUAAAAAAAAUUGGGGGGAUCCAGGCUUGACAAAGACCAUCUAGGUCGAAAUGUUGUGAUUUGGCUGUGGGUUUAAUAAAUUGCCUUUUUUGUAUUUUGGAGUGCCUGGACCUUUCUACAAUUGUUUCAUUAAGCAUCUGGUUUCUUGGUACUGAGAUCGGGCCUGGUUGCACCCAGAUUCAUACUGAUAAAAGGGAUUUAGUGCAGUUCCACAUCGAUGAUCUUAUAACAUUGGCAUAUACAUGAACUCGCACAUGUAUGUAUACCUGGCAUGCACCUGAUCAUUUUGUGCAUGAUGAUCUCCGUGCAGUCUCCAGCCUCCACAAUUCAGCUGCUUUCUAUAGAGUAAUAGAAGAUAUUUAGUGCUCAGAGGGACUUUCCACUUGCAUGGGAUUCUGUAACUUCAUGUAGUAAAAUACGGAUUAAUCUAACCCAACCAAUGAUUAAAGAGGUUCUAUCGCAUUGUUAGGGGAAGUUUCAUGGGAGGGUAAAUUCCCCCUUAGUCCCUAACCUUAAACGUUGCAGUUCCACUGGCGUGACGGGUACAUUUUGAUAUUUAACAGAUGGGAAUACAUUAUACAAGACGUGUCCUGUGUAUAAAAUUAAGUCUUCUAGAGUUUGGGCCAUUGGGAGUUCUCAAAUCAGUAUCUCAGAGUUAUUCACUAUGCCAGAAAUUCAAAAGAAAUUUCAAAUUUAAGGCUAGAAUCGCUGGAAAUAUGUUACAAGCCAGUUUUGUUUUGAUUCUGAAUAUUUGAAAUCCACAUUUCAUGGAAUAAAUCUGUAUGUUUCCAGAUAACGUAACAAUUUGAGAUCAUGGCUUGUGGUGUGGGUCUCGUUCUGCAGGUUGUGUAGCAGUGUAGCCUUUAUCUUGGGAACCGUGGCAGAAGACCCCACAAUAUGCACGCUACUGGUGGAUCUUGCAGAACACUCAACAGAUUGGGACCUGCUGGGGAGACUGAGCUCCAUGCUGUUGUGGGAGGACAUGGAGGCUGUAAUGAACGCUGCUGGGGCCUUGGGAACUCUAGUAAGUAUUUUACCUGCUGUAUCAAUCAAUGACAGGGUCACUGGCGCUCCGAGUAAGGGGGCUACAAACAUUAAACAGCAAAGCAGACAUACAACAUCAAUUGCUAACAUAGGCUCCUAGCUUUUGUAGCAAGCAUUGCGCAGAAACGUCCAUUUUCUAGACGUUGCGGAAAAGCGCUCCUCAUUCUGCAGAAGCAGAGAGCGAGGUAAGCGGAAAGCAGCGAUGUCGAGCACCAUAUGGACCAACUAGGUGGUUAAACUCUUGAAAAACGGCUUAACCCCCUGAAGGUACGAUGCCACCCACCCACUCUGGAAACAGCAUGACAAUCUCAAUGCGUUGAAGCUGUUAUGAGAGUGGGAGUGUUAUUUUAAAUGAAGGGAGCAUCUCCUUAGGAAUGUACUCCAUGGUGAUAAUGGAGCAAACAUCAUGACUAUUAAUCUUUGCUUUGCCAAAUCAUGCAAUCUCCUGUUUGCAUGUGAAUCUGUGAAAAGCUCAUCUCAAUGCGACCGGGAUUUGCUGCCCUGAAAAUCAGAAUUUAAACUUGGAAUAAAAUAAAAAAGGAAAUACAUUUAAGUACAAGGGAAAAUAAUGGGCAUAUUAGAUAUUUCAUGUUUUUAUGGCCUGUUUUAGGAUAUAGGUCCAGUGACAGUCACGUCAUCAUGCUAUCCCUUUAAUUAUGGACUAAUGCAUGAUGUGGGACAGCAGAAAAUAUUUAAUUAUAUCUCAUGUAGUCUACAAUGAAAUCCCCAUUAAUAUAUUGAUUUAUUUGUAUUUAUUGUAUAGCCAUUGGACAACGCUGCAGACCAUGCUGGCGUUUUCGUAAUAAUAAUGCAAACCUGCAGUUCUCGAUAUUAAUAAAAAUAUUUGCAAUAACGUUGACAUAUAUGUGGAUUCUAACCAUCAUGUUCUCCAAUACCUGUAGGCCGAGCACAGCCAAGGGCGUCAAUGGAUCCUCGCAUUUCCGAACUCUAACGCUAUCAUUGAGAACAUUGCAGACCUGCUGGAAUCUCCCAGUGAUUGGACGGCCAGUAACUGCGCACUGGUUCUGGCCCGGAUCUGCAUGUGCCAGAAGGGCUGUAACAGAAUUCUGGACCAUCCCAAAUCAGAUGGAGUGCUCCGAAAGCUUAUAGCGUCACUGCAUGUUGACGAAGCAGGUUAGAGAACCGCACAUUAUUGUCCAUUAUAUAUCCAUGAACUUAAAACUUUGCAGUUUGUGCUAAAAGGAUAAAAUAUAAAUAAAAAACAGACAAAAACUAAAUAUUUUUGUCAUAAAAUGUCAAAUAUUUUUUUCAGGACUUUACUGUAAUAGGUGCUAUUUUUUCAUUAUAUACCAUCUAUUCUUUUCCAUGCACAAUUUCAAUAUAAUGCCUUUCUAGGACAAUUCAAUUUUGUAUUAUGAACAAGACACCAUAAUACAGAUAUUUGGUAACAGGAAUUAAGAGAAGAUCUCAGCCAAGAUAAUGGUAUGUGCAAUCAGCAGCUAACAAUGAGGCUGAUUGUUUCAGUCACUUAGUCUAGAUUGACCACAGUCACAGAUCUUCUCACAUCUUGGGCCCUGGGAUCCUUCUACCUGCUAGGUGUUAUGUUUAACUCUUCCCUCUCCAGGCUGCGGGUUGAAUGCUGCCUUUGCUCUUGGACGUCUUUGUGACACAGAUACCGGGAGGAAACGGGUGCUCGGGCUACGAGAGGCUGAAGACAUGGUGAGAAAAAAAACAAAAAACAUGAUAAAACAUUCAAACUUUCAAACAUACAAUGACUUGCAUGUGAUAACCAAGACCAACCCAAGGUACAGUCUGUUAUUGCUUUAUCAGGUGCAGGGUGAAGGCCAGAUGAUAUGGCCUAUCCAAAACAUGUUUAUUAAUCCAGUUUUGCAUUAUGAUAAUCUCCAUUCACUAGCUGACCUAUCUAUAUCGCAAUCAUUCCAGGUGUCUGCUUUGGAAGAAAUUAUGUCAGGUGAGGAUGCAGGAGGGAGUCGGAAUGCCUGUUUUGCCAUCGCUUGCCUAGCAACGGACCAAGCAGGCCAUGAAUACGUUUUGAAGAAUCCAUCCUUCCCUCAGAUUGUAGACACCCUGUGUUGCCUACUUCAGUCUGAGGAGCAAGAGUCCAGCUGGUUUGCAGCAAUGUAUGUUCCACACACCCACAACUAGAGCUCUUUAACAGGCUUCGUAACAAGUUAAAUAGAACUUUUCACCGUUUGGGUCCUAAUACACCAACCAAAUAUGUACACACAUAACAUACCAGUGAUUGAAGGGGGAUAAAUACAUGUACAUGACGAGUACCUCCAUCUAGAGUUGGAUUUAUACCAUACAACGUUUGGUAAAGUACUUGACUAACCCCCACCCAUUAACAGCUCCAUGCAUUGGUCCACAGUAAGCAAUGAAUGUUGUGCUUUAUAUUUGGAACACGGAUUGGCUGAUCAACAGACUGGUUCUGGAGUAUUAUUUAACGGUGGGAAUUUUACUUACAACCUUCUCUCUUCUCCAUAUAGGACUGUGAAGGUAUUGUCCAGUUAUUCUCAUGGAGUGGUGAGACUGCGCCAACACCAUUUACUGGAGAAAACGCUAAAGGUAGGGGCAACACAGGGAGUGCCUCCAAGCCCCGUAACCACUACAUCCUGCUCUCCGUAUGCCUUGGCUCUGUCCCUGAGUGAAUUGGUAAACCAUUUAAGGAUGGUCUGACAACUUACGUGGGUCACACGGGCCAGAACUUGCAGCCUGCAUCCGGCUUUUUCAUUGAAUUGAAGCAGGUCCGAUACAGGACUGUGUUUAUCGGUUGAGAACACACAGCUAGCACUUUCAGCCAAUGAGGUCUUGCACAACGAUGUUUAGCUUAGUGGAGAUAGCUGUAGUGGUUAUGGUGCUUGGAGUGUUUCUUUAAUAUAAGUGACAAUGCACACGCAGAGGACUGAAUACGAUUUGUGCACUGUGAAGGCCAAACAUGGCUGCCAAAUGUAUUCGUCGGAAGUAACAACAUCUCUCCAGAUAUUGCUUUCACCUAAUCCCACUUAUAAUAUAAAAGAUGCACAUCACAACAAUUUAUUAUAAGAAAAAUCACUUUUAUUUAUUCAGCAAAUUAUUCAAUCAUAUUAUCAAAUCCAAAAUAACAAACCGAUAGAAUCAUGACAAGGCUUCACCAAAAACACAGCACUUAACAAUCCCUCGAGAAAACUUGAUAAAAGUUUUAGCCAGUCUUAGCCAGUCUAUCAAGGCUGUCUGGCUAAGAGUUGCAGGAGUUCAUCUGGAGAACUGUAAAAGGCUGGCUUUGCCUACAGGUCUUUUAAAAAGCUAUCGUUUUGGCAGCCAAACUGCCAGCUCUCAUCUCCAGACAAAAUGGUCUCGUAAAUAAUUGGCAGAGAUCAGUGUGGGAGUCUGAGACAGACGUUCUGUAUCACCAUGGAAGACAUUGCCAGGGUUACUCAGAGACCGAGGGCGCUGAUAUCUCCAGGAGACAAUAGUAAUAAAAGGAUCCUUUUAUUCUGAAAACUAAUGGAGGAAACAUUUGUCUCUUAAUACUUCGUGGCUCAACUUUCAUCGAGCUUCAGAGUGAGACGUCUUCUCAAAGAAUAAAAAAGGAGAAAUAGGUGAACUGGCUCCUCCGUGAAAAACUGCACAGAAUUUUAAAAAAUUGCUAUUUUUGAAAUACAACAAAAACUAACAUAAAAAGAAAAAAAAUUCAAUGAAUAAUAGAACUUAUAGCAUGCAAUUUGCUAAGUACAAGCUUGUAGUAUGUCUUACACUUUAAAGAACAAAAUCUGAGCACAAAUUCUUAGAUCAUAUUUAGAUCAUAAAUGUAUUGUAUCAGAUAUACUGAAGGCUCGCACAUAGAUUGCUGUAUUUUGAAAGUUAUAUUACUGGGCACUAUUGGAUCAUCUUCUCUAAACAUGACUUAGAGAAUAUUCCCCCUCGCUGCCUAUAUGGAGAAGCCCUUCAUGUAUAGGGUCUGGGGUCUAUAUGUGUGAUAAAUAGUGUGAUAUUGUGUUACUAUUAGGGGACACUAAUUGUGUACACACGGUUUCCUUUUCAGAGGAUAUUGGCUUCUCACAUGACUGGUAAGGACCUGCUUGAAGAGGUACAAACCACACUCAAAAAUCUACAGCGACUUCCCCAGCCAUCCUGUCCCAGAGCCAAGGUCACAGAGUCGAGGUCCAUAUGGAUUGAUUGGGAGGAAUAUAAACCAAACAGUGGGUUACCAGUUACAUACAGGUGGGCAAAGACAUUUCAAAUCAGGCUUGUGGUAAUUAUUUUGCUGUGUAUUCCUAGACUGCAUGCCUCCCAUCUCCGUAACUUCUGCUUAGAUGGCUCCAUCUUGCUGCUCUUUCCAUUCCCAAUCUACACCUUUGUCAGGCUUUCUUCUUUACAUCCACGAUUAUUAUUAUUAUUAUUAUUAUUACUGGAAUUUAUAUAGUGCCAGCAUAUUCCGCAGCGCUUUAUAAUUUUAUCAAAGGGGGAGAUACAAUUGUGCUGAUUAUAAUAACCAAGUACAGUACGCUGUGCCCUAAAUAGCAGUCCAAUGCCUAUCCCAGGGCCACACAGAACUAUUCUAUCUAGAUAUAUCCAAUCCCUUACAUAUUCCACUUUGACAGGGAAGGAGGAGAUCCCAGGCAUUGCUUUACCUGAAAGGUAACAAAACAUUUAACCCCAAAGUCUGCAACCCAGCGCUCGAUCGCUCUGCAUCUGCAUGUCCGCCCAAUGUCCAUAGCGUAACUCAGGUAGCCGGAGUGUAAAGAAAGUUCUAUACCCAAAGAAUAGUAUAACAACAACUCCUUCCAAGCUAGGAAGCCAAGCCCACUAGUAUUCCAGGUUAUGCAACCUCUUGUUUGUGAUAAAAUAGUUAUUUGACACUACACUAAGGCAGCCAUGUUGUCCUUCUGUUCACAGUCUGUUUGAUGGUGAAAGAUUGCUCUAUCGAGGCACAUCCUGCUCUUAUCAGAUCACAGAUUCCAAAGCUGGUCACCAAUAUCAUCUUAAAGUGGUUAUGGAAACCCCUGGAGACCGCAGUCCAGACAGCCCAGUGACCGUCAUGACCAUGGACGAACCAUUGCCAGGCCCUCCUAUGGACUUGCAUAUUACAGGCCGUACAGCUACAAAAAUAAAACUUAAUUGGUCUCCACCAUCUGAGGCUAGUACAUUGAUAAAAGGUUAUAUCGUGUACAAGGAGGACAGUCCUGUGGAGACAACAUCUGAGUUAAGCUGUAUAGUAGGAGGUUUGUUACCAUUAUCAAGUUAUAAUUUUAGUGUUUGUGCAUUCUCAUCAAGAGGCCAGGGGCAAAAGUCAUCCAUAGCCGCUAAGACGAUGGACAAAGGAGAUCAUGCCCCAGGCAAACUUACUCUAUAUGUCAUUGGACGGAGUGAGAUCUUUAUCACUUGGGAGGUACCCAGAGACUCUGCUGGGAAAUUUUUCAAUUAUGAACUGUGCAUGAACGGAAAGCCAGUCUAUUUGGGCACUGAACGCUCUUACACUGCCCGUCGCCUUAUACCCAAUACAGAAUACACCUGCAGAGUCUGUGCCAUCACUAGUGAAGGGCGCUUUGAGAGUCGGCCGGUCACUAAACGCACUGCCAAGGAUGAAUAUAGCAAUCUCAGCAAGUAAGUAACAAUGAAAUAUACCUCAACACUCUAUGGUAUAUAAUGCAGUAUAAGGGACGGUGUAUGGAACUCACUUGUUCAGGUUUACAACAUUGCAAUUUGGAGUUGUCUCUUUAAUAGAUUUAUUAUUUUUAACUUUUUUAUUCAUUCUGUUUAUUUUAACACUGCUUAUCAUAUGAGUAUAAGCAGUAAUCCAUCCAGUUGCAAUCCUUUCUCAUCCACUUUACGUACUACACACAGGGAUUAGCGAAUGCUUUGAAACAUGAUCUCAGAAUUAGGAAUUAAGAUCUUGGGUCUGGGUUACAAACACAGAUACUCUAUUGCAGGGUUUAAAAUCUGUAACUAGCCAGGCUUUAAAAGUUACUUGCCACAGGAAGCCAUAGCAAACCCACCAGGAGUGAACCUCUACUCGCCAGGUCUGAAUUCCCACUCACCAGUGGCAUUUGGAAAAUGGAAAUUUUGAUUAUUACUCUGACAGCCACAGAAAGUCGCGCUCUGCAUUACCCAGACAGUUUGAAUACUGACUUACAGCGUUGGGCCAAGUGGUAGGCUGGGAGGACAUAGUCAGGACCUAGGGAUGUACAACUGCAGACACAUAAUUUAGACGUACAGAUUUUAAAGGAAAGCUAUUGGUACACAGACCACCCCUACAAGUACCACCAAGUGGUUCAGCACUUUCCAAAAUAUAUGUCAGUACUGAAGAAAAGGUUGGCUCAAAAAUUCCAAUAGAGGAAAAAAGGUUCCAGACAGAAGAAAUAGCACUUUUACAUCUCGCUGAGCUUUAUAUCUAUUGAGCUCAAGGACAUAAAGAUUUGACUAACGAGCCCCUGCACGCUAGUCUUCUCUUGCUCACAAUAAGAUGUUGAGGAAUUUCAGCCUAAUCAUUAAAAUAAAUUCAUGGCUUGUAUAUAUGUAUAAAGAGGGUAUGAACAUUCAUAAAUAUGGACACAGUAUAUAAACGUACAUUGACAUGGUCACAAAAAAUUAACACUUGUCCUAAUGAAUCUAGAAACCAUGUUACAGCUGAGAGCAACCAACUUCUUAUCUCCUCACCACCCCGUGAUAGCCACAAUCCCACCCAGAGACAGAAGAAGACAGAUGGCCCGGCCAAAAACUGUCCUGAUAAAAGCCACCACAUACGCCUGCUGCUGAGUCGCCAGACAAGCAAAACAAAUGACAAGACGAGUCAGGCUCCGAACUCAAGGUAAAAUUUACCUUCCAGGUGCAAGAGCGUUAAGGGUUGAAUCGAGCCAUAUCUUCAUGGUACAGGCUGAUUAGCCCUGGAGUGACACCCACCAGUGGGUUACCAAAUAUUCCAUUCAUUAUACUAGACUUCUCCUGUUUCAUUUUAGAAGAGGCUCCCAGAUAUCCUGGUCUACAGAAUCAAGUGACGAUAAUAUAGGAACGCUGGAAUUCCAGGUCAGUAUGUAUAGUAUCUCUGGUCAAGCAGAUAUAUUGCAUUUUCCAUGAUAUUUAGAUCCAUUUGGAAAAUGUCAUUUUUAUAUCCUUCUCAAAUUAAAAUCAGAACAAUGUGGCAAGUCUGCUAAGAGAAAUUAAAAUUAUUACAGUAAUGCAGGGACAUUAUGCGGGUAGGUUUUCCCAGAUAUCUCAGUGCACAGACCUUAUGACAGCAGCCACACGAAAGGAGUUUGAUGUGACGGUGACACAAGUGAGAGCAAAUCAACAUAGACUGUCCAGUAGCUUUCUUAUCUGUCCACUGACGGCUUGUACCAUCUCAUAACCCAGAAGGCUUCAACGUGCGACCCAGCAGCCAGGCACAUGGAGGAAGCACCUCAACGCAGAAAAGGCAACUUUUCUCAAAAAGAAAUUGGAACCAGUAAAGAAACCCCCCAGACAAUUAACACAGGAGCCUCUCCGAAGGUAAAAACAGCGGGAGUGCCCUGAGUACAGCAAGAUAGGGGGGAUAAGAAAAAGGACAGGACAUACCAAAAAUAAGGAGAGGAAGGACGAUAAAGGGGCAAUAUGUAGGACAGUACAGCUAUAGUGGGGCAAUAAGGAGGAAAGCAGAGCAUUACUAGGUAAUGGGGAUUAGAGUAGAGUAAGAAUGGGGCAGCAGGUAAGAGUAUACACUGAUAACGGGGAGGCAGUGAGGAAGAGGGUAAAGAGUCUAAAGAGCAAUGAAGAGGAAUGUACGGGAUAAAAUAGACUUUAGGAAGGCCAGUACAAAAAUGGGUCGCAAGAGUAUUCAGAGAACGGACAGCAGCUAAAAUAGCCUGCCCUUUGUUGGGUCCCCGCUCAGAACUCAAGCUGGUUUUAGCUCAUCUUGUGCCAUUACAGAGAGAACAUAUCUGAAGCAUAUCAGACUGGUCCCACCCAUAUGGGCAGUCCAGAUCCGAAGUGCCAGCAAGUUCUCUCUGCACAAGAGAUACAGCAACCCCAGACGAUCAUUCAGCCUUGUUAGGCAUCAUCAGUGAGGCAUAGCUGAUAUCUCUCUAGGCACCGUGAGCAAGGGGUCCACGUCUGGAUUACCCUUUAAACUUAUGGAGAGCAAAACACGGGUCGCAAGAGUAUUCUGAGAACGGACAGCAGCCAAAAUAAAACAGUAAGUUGAGCUGCUGCCAUUCUUAAAGGAUCACUUUAGGGUCAGGAACACAAACAUGUAUUCCUGACCCUAUAGUUUUAAAACCACCAUCUAGCCCCCCUGGGCCCCUCAUGCCUCCAUAAAUAUAGCAAAAUCUUACUGUACUCAAGCCUGUAUAUCUGCAUGCUGUUUGCCUCAGAAAAACAAGCAGUCUGCUGAAAUCAUCAGAAGUGGUAGCCUGAUCCAAUCACAAUGCUUCCCCAUAGGAUUGGCUGAGACUGACAAAGAGGCAGAUCAGGGGCAGAACCAGCACAAUUCAAACACAGCCCUGGCCAAUCAGCAUCUCCUCAUAGAGAUUAAUUGAAUCAAUAAAUCUCUAUGAGGAAAGUUCAGUGUCUGCAUGCAGAGGGAGGAGAUACUGAAUGUUUGGAUGCAUUUUAGGCAGCCAUGACCCAGGAAGGAUCUCUAACAUCUGAGGAGUGGCCAGUGAAGUUUUCACUAUGCUGUAAUGUUAACACUGCAUUUUCUCUGAAAAGACAGUGUUUACAGCAAAAAGCCUGAAGGUAAUGAUUCUACUCACCAGAACAAAUUCAAUAAGCUCUAGUUGUUCUGGUGACUAUAGUAUCCCUUUAAUCAUUUUCUAUUUUUGUGCAGCCAUCCCAGCAGUUGGCGGUGAAGGCAACAGAUGAUAAAUGCCCCAAACCAGCUCAUCCUGGCUCUGACAACAAGAAGCCACAGAGUGCCUACGGUCUAAGGCUCCUGCCUGUGGCAUCGCUUCAAAGCCUGGUACCGGAACACUUUCUCCUCCACCAAACCAAGAUGGAGGCUGAGCUUCUGCAAUCAACAUUUGGACAUAAGCAAGAGCAGAAAAUGUAAGUCCAAACCAGCACCCCUAAAUACAGAAAUACGGUCUUCCGUUCUAUUGCCCCAAUAGAUUUACUACAAAAAAACAACAUAGUGUUCCCAAUUGGUCAACAACAAGCGAAAAAAACAGAUUUAAAAAAAAAUAAACUAACUUCUUAAUCAAUAUUCUAUCUUUAAUUUUUUUUUCCAGACAUGAGUGCCCACCAACGUCUGAUAAGGAAAAAUCUCUGUGUCGCAGAAAAACAUUACAGCCAUUAAAAGGUAAGUAAAAGACUCUAAGAGCUCCUGCAAUACAGAGCACAAACAAGCUACCACAUAUCGACCCUUUAACGCUAGCAACUCAUGGUCCCCGGGGAUCCACUCACGAUAUCAUGAGUAACAGAACGGUACCGGUCCGGCACCAAUGCGUUGCGGAACGACCCAUACCAACCAUGCGGCCUACAAUGGAGCGGAGCCUGAGGUCUGGGGGAGGCGGCCGAUCUCCCGGCAUGGGACCCGCUCACAUGCGUGAACUCAGCACAACCCUGCUACACCCCUCUGGACCGGCAGGGGAUAUCCCGGUCCUCGCUGGGGACGAUCACCCCCACACCAACAUCUGACCAAGCGACUAAACCCAAAGCAAUACGGACAUAUCCAGGCCCACACAAGAUGGCGGCACUGACAUGGGAUGCACGACCCGCCUGCACCUCAGCGGCCCCAACUGCUACCACCCGGCAGGGUGCAACCCCUCGUUUGGACACUGACAAUACCGGCCGCGCCGCAGAUUGGGAGGCAGGAUGCCGAAAAGGGACACGGGCGGAGUGCCCCUCCGUGGCCCAUGGGGGAGAGGACAUCAACCCACAAGCACACCAAGCAGAACCUACCUGCAUGCAACUCACCAAACCCAAGCCCGUCUGACCGGCGCGGCACGAAGCACCAGCUCCAGGAUCACGCUGCACACCAAGAGGCCGCACAAGAGACAACCUCGCCGACAACCGCAAGAGCUGGAAUCGGGCCCAGGAUCUCCGCCGACGGGGCCGGCUGCGCCGGCAAUCGAGACAUUCCCACACUGGGCAUCGGCUGAAAUGCCUUGCACCCUGCCCCACAGCUGACAGAUCUUGAACUGAUCCGUGUGGGCACACUCCUCGGCUGUCCCAGCUGCUGCCGGCAUACCCUGAUACCUUGUUGGGUUGGUAACCCUUGCAUCACUGAACUCUCUUGUAUCUGGCAUGGGGAGACUUUUGCCAAUGUUAUAGUGUAUUAGUUGGUACAUGUUCACUGUAAUCUACGUUUAGUUUAACUCUCACUGCUUGUUUUAUGCCCUGCUCGGAUGACUCACACAUGGGCGCGAUCACCCAGAGACAGGGAUAUACACGAUAGCCUGCUAAAACUAUAGUGAGCCUGUUCUAAGUAUCCCUACCCACCACACUUAAUGAGUUACCUCGGUCACCCUAAGCAGGUCUCCUUCAUUGACCCAAGACCGUAAAUAUAUGGGAUCAUUGUGGUCUGCCUCCCUAGCGACCCUCAUUAAAGAACCUAAUGACAUCCUUUACGUUAUGCAACCACCCCACCUGCAUUAGCACAGAUUCAGAAUACCAUAUCUGUAUUCCACCUAGUACCUCACUGUAAUCGUUAAGCGCUGCAGGAAACACCUUUGGGGCAAGCGACACUAAGCUAAAUUGAUGCAAAUGUUUAUACUUACCUUACAUAUGUUUGAAUGAUCAGAAACUUUAGCAUAAAAUCAUAUCUCUUCUCUUGACAUAACGUUUCAGUUUUCGCCUGUCUUUAAUAUAAAAAUGUGCUGUUUAGUUGUAUGCCAUACCAAAUUCAUUGCUACUACCCAGCUUGCUAUUGCUGUUGUGACAUCGCAAGAAAAUGUUCACCGUCUUUUCAUGCACGAGAAAAAUAAAGAAUAAUAAAAAAAAAAAAAAGGUAAGUAAAAGAGGCCACCAAAUUAAGGACAAUAAAUCUGUUCUCCGCACUGUACACCAAUCUUGAUACUUGUUAGAACCCUCGCAUAUCAUCACUCUACUGCAAGCAUAUCAAAUGAUCUUGGCAGAAGAAUUGGAACGGAGAAUUAAUCCAAAUAUGGAUUUGUUUUUGGCAGAUCCCACGCUGAGGUUUAGACACCAAAACCUGAGAGUCAGUGCAUGGGAUAUUACCGGUGCCUUGAAAUCUGGAGAAAGAAGGCGACAUAGUUUUUCUGGCAGAUCUUCUCAGACAUCUUCUGAAGAAGAAAAAAUUCAACCAGUGACUAUAAGCUUCCUGUGCAAAGAUAGGCUCUUCUCAAAGCCAGGUGGUAAGACCUAUAACAACACGAAUAUUGUUCUAACGGAGGAAGUAGAUGAUUCAAAAUGGAUUUACAGGAGUAUUAUAUGUAUGCUCAGACAGGUAAUACUGUAUCAAUCUUACAGUGAAUAAAACUAUUCUGGAAACAAGCAAUAUCAGAUGUUGUAGACAAACAUUGCUUCUAUCUCCUGUAGUGUCUCAAGCGAGACAGAAUGUAAAAUGGCCAGGAUAAACAUUCUCACCACUACACCAUGAAAUGUCUUGUUACAUUGUAAUAAAAUAUAACCAAAAUAAAAUCACCAUCAGAAGCCAAUAACUGAGUCCCACUAGGUGUCCGUGAGAUAUAUUUAAAACUCUUUACCUGCAUUUCUUUAAAGGAGCCUUGGAUUUUCACCAUCAGUCUGUGCCCCAGUUUCACUCAGAGCUGUCUCGAAUUCGGAGCUUCCAGCAGAUGGAAAGGAAGGCACGGAAACCUUUUAAAGGACACAGGUGGGUGAAGGCUUGCAGGAGGAGGACAAUGUCCUAAUGUGCUAGAGAAACAUAGCAUGGUCAGUUCUCAUUUAGAACGAAGCCAGUCAGGCACCAUCUUCCCUCAGCAUCAUGGGUGUGCACAGCUGUACAUGUAGUGUUUGUUUCUGGUUAUGUAUGCAUUUGCAUUUACUACAUACAAAAUAUUUUUAUCUGCAUCACAAGUUUCGGAAUGCUAACUUUAUAAAGUAAAAUGCAUGUUUUCUGUGAACUGAAAUAUAACCCCUGUGUUAUGAUAUGUUACAGGAUUGGAGGCUCUCUGCCUGAACCUUUUCAUAGGGACAUUGUGGCUUUAGUUGGCGAAUCUGGGAUCACAUUUCGUCUGCCACUUGAGCUCAACAAUUCUCUUACUCAACAGAAAGUCAAACAGCACCUCUGACAGGGGGCGAAAAAUCUUGAAAGAAGGAUUGCUGUGGAGUUUGAUUAUAAGACGAAAAGACGGGGUCAAAAAAUCUCAAAAGAAGGAUUUUAGUCCAAAAGACUGGCAUAAACCAUUUUCACAAAGAGGAUCCAACACUGUGUUUACUGUAGUUCUCCUUACAGUGGUGCACAAUAAGCACCGCUCCAAAGCAUUGCACAACCUCAUUACAAUAUUAAACUAAGAGAAUUAGACAAUGAUCUUCUGAAAGGUCAUCGGACUUGGGAGGUCAGAAUGGAACAAAGACAAAACUGUAAGGCAUUGCCAACUGCUCAAACGUAUUAUUAAAUCAACAAUACCAUGGAGCUGGGUAAAAUAGUGUUCUUAACCACAAGAUGCCAUUUACAACCUCAACAACCUCCUAUGUAUACCACCUGUUGAUGGACACAAAUCACAGGUCUUCACUGAUAAUUUGUUCUGCAGUAACACAUAGCCAUCUGUUCUCGGAGACCUGAGAUGAAAGUAUGGAACAAAAGACUUUGAGAAAUAAAAAGCACUUGGAGAAUGAAUUUAAUUGGAGGAGGUAGUUUCACAGAGAUUAAUUACAGGGUCUUUGCUUAAAAUCAAAAGAAAAAAAAAGGCCUUUCUACCUAGAACAACGAUAUUAGCUCUGUUUGGCAAGCCAGGUGUAAGUUUACAAAUAUCUGGCUCGCCAAAAGACAGCUUUUAUCAUUGGCCCAGCUUUGUGGAAAUGUAGGUCACAGACAUCUGCAAAGGCAGGGGUCGCCUCCAUAGUACUAUAAUUACAUGAAAAAAGCAGUGGGAAAAAUUAAUCUCUAAACUGUGACUACAGCAGACAGAAGGGUUUUUUUUUUUUUUUCCAAAUCUAACGUUUUACCUAAAUUUUGCCAUUUUUAAUUUCAAUUCACUGCAAUUUGGAUAUUGGUGAAUACUUUUUAAGAAUGUUUUUAUACACUGUUUUUCUAUGAAAUGUUUAGAGAUAGCAUAACACAUUCCAGAUAAAGUCGUAUGAAUGUAUAUAAUUAUGUGCAAAACAAAUAAGUGUCAAUAAAUGUCCCUGCUAUCAGGCUGCAAAAGCAGUUCGAGAAAUAUUUUAGUGUAAAAAAAGGAGAUAGUCACCCACCCCUGACAUCACCAAUGGACUAUAAAACGCAGCAGCAGCUCCAGAAUAAUUUGAUUGUUUGCGGGUUGAUCAAAACAAAUUUGGAAUGUGAGCAUACGUGUCUGAACCCUGUCAGUAAUUAUCUGCGUUACUGCUUUUUAAAUAAACA
Pelobates cultripes (western spadefoot toad) is the source of this 20012-nucleotide messenger RNA. NCBI's taxonomy places the organism in Eukaryota, Metazoa, Chordata, Amphibia, Anura, Pelobatidae. The record is from the annotation of a GenBank genome assembly.